Haplochromis burtoni (Burton's mouthbrooder) is the source of this 1399-nucleotide messenger RNA. RefSeq names its product CD2-associated protein. The record is from RefSeq and is a predicted model, not a curated record. Lineage: Eukaryota; Metazoa; Chordata; Actinopteri; Cichliformes; Cichlidae. Gene Ontology annotation, molecular function: protein binding.
CAUAUGAUUGUUGGGUUUUUGUCUGUAUCUAUGAAGCACCUUGAUGCAACUUUUGUUGUGAUUUGGCGCUAUAUAAAUAAAAUUGAAUUGAAUUGAAUAGUACUCGGCCUUGUCAUACACUGCUUUGAAAGUAACAGUAACAGUAUUGCUAUUAGCUGCUUGGUCCAUUCAGCGUUCUAGUCACUUAGCAAUCCUACCAGGUAUUCCCCCUGUCAUUCAAGUACAAGUUACUGAGUUUCAUUGAGUUUCUGUGCUCUCUGCUGUUUUUGUUUUUGUUUUUUCUCCUAUUUUGAAUGAUCCUUAAUAGGCUUAAAAGGUGAGCAGGACAGUGACCCUAAAUAUCUAAGUAAGAGCACUGAAUAACAUCACCGACAACCUUCGCCGAUCGAGGCAAUUCAGUUGGAGCCCAAACCCUGUAGAGAUCCUCUGGAUUGAUCUCAGUAGCUGUUUACACUAGAUAUCCUGAGAAUGUGACUGAGCUGAAACAGUUCUUCCAAGAAUGGGCUAAACUUCCUUUUCGAGGUUUCUGCUUGCCUGAUCUGUAGCUGCUGGGAAUUUGUUUGUGCUACAGAAAAUGUUUGACAGCUCAUUAAAGCCGAGCAUUCUUUUACCGUCGGCACUGGGAAUGUUUAAUGAGUGUGUCCAAUAAAUGCAGGAAUGAUUAGAAUCCCAUUGUUGAAGAAAUAAAGGUAAAAAGAGACUUGCACAAAACCUGAGAAAAGUCUUGCCAAAGGUGAUGAAUCUCAAAUUCAGCUGUUUGGCUUGGCCAGGUCAUUCAUAUACAGCAGUUAGACAGGUGCUGGCUUGAGGUCAUAGAUAAAAGAAGCAGAAAUGAGCUUUUUCUGAAUUGUGGCUAGGCUCUGCUUUCCUGAUGGGCGGCGAUCUUGGUCUUUCAGGAGGGGCUUGGAGUGGAGCUGCUACUCCUCCACGUCAAAAAAAGAGUAUGAUGGGAUGGAAUGGGAUGGGAUGGGAUGGAUGCCUCCAGGCCGAGGUGUUAUCCUGCAGGGAGGAGGUCCUAGGACAAACUACAGAGCUAAAGAGUACUGUAAGGUGGCGUACGCUUACAAAGCCACAAACGAGGACGAGCUCACCCUGAACGAAGGCGAUAUUGUACACGUGCUGAGCAAGGACACAGGAGAGCCGGGCUGGUGGCGAGGCGAAGUUGGAGGCAAAGAAGGCGUCUUCCCUGACAACUUCGUUGUCAUGAUUUCUGAAGCAGAGAAAGAGAUUUCUGUUCUUGUUCAGGCUCACACAUCAAGAGGGUCCAUCAAAUCAUCACCAAAGCCAGAGGCAGAAGAGAAACCGAAGAAACCGCCUCCACCAUCUAAAAGCACGGCUCUUAAGCCGGAGAUCCCGAGUGCUGACAAGAAGCCUCAUCUGGUCAGGCCAGAGGACAGAG